UAAACGUCAAAUUGUUUUAGAAAAUUCGCGUUUUCGACUUUUUUUGGUAUUCCCAAUCUAAUUUACUAAAUGAGUACAUCCAUUUAGUAGUAAAAUUUCAAUAUCGCUAUUAGGUAUAAUAUAAUGUUCGUAGGCGGACUGCUAUUUAUGACCAUUCGAAAUUGAAGUAAAUAUUUUCACUUUGUGUCUCGAUUGAUUUUCAUUUUAUUUUUUAUACAGUGGCUUAUUGAUAAUAAUAGCUGUUUUUAAUCACUUUACGUGUGACGUGGCUGUUUAUGUUAAAUUUGGACGUAUCAUAAUGUGAAAUGUGCAUAAAAUAAUUUGUUAAAGUGAUGGAUGAAAGAAUAAAGCACUCCCCUUGUAAGGAAUGUAGUGACGGUGCUGAGGCACAGUUGCACAAGGAGGUGGAACACCUGCGGCAGCACCUGGCUGAACGUGACGUGCACUUUGUGGCUUUAGAGGCUGAGUUCUUUAAGAGUACCUCACGAGCCAAUGAUUUAGAGGAACAAGUUGGUACAUGGAGGGAAAAGUAUGAAAGAUUAUAUGAUUCACAUAAAAGGGUGCAAAAAUUAAAUCAGGUUCUUGAGGAGAAGUUGCUUCAAAUGGUGGAUAAGAUGAAAAGUGAAAAGAGCCAAUUGACCAAAGAUAUUGCCACUCUAUCUGUGAGAUUAGCAGAGUCAAAGCAUAACUACACUAUGCUACAAAAAGAGAAUGAGAGAUAUAAAAAUGAUAUGAACUUAGCGAUCCAAUUACUUCAAUGCAAACCUGACAAUUUUGUAUCUCAGAAAUUAGAUAGUCUUCCUGUUGAUACCCAAGCCAGAGUAUCUCAAUAUGUAAUGUCCAAAACAGCAAAGCCUGGUGGUUCUACACAAUCGAAAAAUGGAAAUGAAAUUGACACCUUUGAUGCAAGUGAGUAUGAAUUCAAUAUUUCUGCAUCACUAAUGUCAAAAAUUCUUGAAGACAGUAUCCAGGAUUCUGUGACCAAGCAUUGUGACACAUGCUCUUGUUCCAAAACGCAAAACAAACCAUUUUGUUAUAAUGAAGGAUAUUAUACAGUAUCAACACAGACAGUGUUGAGUGGAGAAAUAAAGAACAAUAUAUGCUUGAACUGCAAUGCUGAAAUUAAGUCUAUUUAUUCAGGUUUAAGUGUACGAAGCCAUUCCCCACCUGGAAUAAGACUUGUUAAUGACAGAAUGACCCACAGUCCUUUAUAUGUAAUGCCACAAAAUAGUGUUGAUGAGCAAAAUGAGACUCGAGAGAUUGUAAUUGAAAAUAACAAACCUAAUAAUGUUAUCAAUGAUAUGAUUAAAAGUGAAGACAAAUUGAAAUUAGAUAUUCAAAGAGAAAUUAUGCAUAAAGUGGAAGAAAACUACAAGGUGAACAAAAACAGCGUUAACAUGGAACCAUCUGUUCACCACAAACUGUGCGAUCGCACAAAAACUUCGAUGUCUAGUAAAAAAAGCAGUAGUAGUGUAGAUCUUGAAGAAAAGCUCAUUCGAGAUGUACUGAAUGGUACAGAAGUUCAGCUAAAACCGCGGAAUUUACCCGUUGAUAUGGUAGCAGUUAGGAAAAAUUCACGUAGUUCAAUUGGCGCUGCGAGUCGCACCUCCUCUAUAGCGAAGUCAACUGUGAGCACACACAAAUCUAACACUCAAGUAGGUCCAGGCCCAAGAUUUUGCCACUUACGUAUGCAAGCGGGUUCUAAAAAUAUUUUACUAGAUAACGCAGAGCCGGAUGUUCCACCCGUUUUAUAUCGACGUCAGAGCAAAUGUAACACAAACUCAAUUUUUAAAGACAUUAAUGAUGAUUUAGAGAAUUUGAUUGAUUUAGAUAAAAACAAUGACGACGCUUACAGCGAUAUUCCUGCGACUGAAAACGUUGUUGUCGAAAGUACUCUGAUAGAUGUUCAUGUUGAUAGUAGUAUCAAAGAGCCUAGCAUGACUGUGAAAAAUAGUACGAUAAAUCCAGUACUCUUGAAUGUAUCAUCAUCACCACUGCAACCAUUAAAGACUCACAACUUUUCUAAUAAUUCUGAGUAUAACAAUAAUUCUCAGAUCGGAAGCCAGCACAACGCUUCCGAAAUUGAUAAUUUAUUGAAUGAUUUUAAUGGAGAUUCAAGUAAUGCACAGAAUAAACAUGAUAAUAAUAUCGACAUUGCCAAUAAAAUGGAUGCUGCAUCGUCCACCGAAAAUCAGGAAAUAAAAAUCUUUAAUUUCGAUCGCUAUGAACAAGGCAAAUUAGCUGGUCAGUACAACAGGCCGAUUAAAAAAAUUGACGUGUCACAGCUCCAUUCUAUUGAAAGUACCAAAAUAUCAAAAGAUUUUUCUCCCGUUGGAGAAGUCGAAGACAAAAAAGAAGAAACAAUUAAACCGACCUUACCAAACAUAGUCAACGUUUAUCCUAAUCUAACUCAAACUCAUUUGAAAGCUAAUGAAAGCAAAAAAGUAUUUACAAAUGAGCAAAGUACCAGUUCACUUUCAAGUGAUGAUAGCGCGGCUCUUUUACAAAAACAGCAAUUGCUUAGAGUUGCGGAGUGGGUUGAAAAAAACUUGGAGCAGCAAAACAUUUUAAGUGAUCCAUUAGAAGAUGAGUGCUCUUUUACAACACGUGCUAUGAGGAGAGAUAGUAAAAUAAACAGACUAACCGAGACACUGCACGAACUUGCGCUGAAUAUGCCACAUCCUGUUAGCAAGUAUUCGAAGAUGUAUACCAGGGAGCCUCGUAAUAAUUGGCUGCAUAACAUUGUGACAAAUCAGAAUAAGAGCCAAGAUAAAGCAAUAAAGCAGAGUGACUCUAACCCAAAAAUCCUAAAUAAUAUCGUUAAGGAGACUAUAUUUCCGGUUGAAUGCGGCGAUGAAACAGUGACGGAAAUCAAUGAUAACUCCAAUGUUUAUGGCUGCGGUAACAUCACAAAUAUUGACGUUGGCAAGGAAUUGCGCGAUGCUUUGAAAAAUAAAGGCGAAAAAGAGAUUUCGCCUGAGGAUUUGGCAAAAAUGGAAUACAAUGUGAAGAAAUUUUUAUUAAGCGGGCCCUGUUGGGUGAACUCUGGUUCGGGUGGUAGAAGUCGGCGCACAAGCAGCAAAACUGAGACUGAUGUUUAAUUCCAUUGUAGUUAAUGAUGACGAUGACAUUCCUUAUUAGUACGUUUAUGUAUAUUCGAUGGUUUGUAGCGGCUACGUGUUUUUUUAUUUACAUGUAAGUGUAAGGAACUAGUGCUUUUAUGUUAUGUGUAAGUUAUUUAAAAAAUUGGAUCUGUGUAUCAAAAUUUACAGCCGCAUUAUACGAGACCAUUUCUAUCAAAAAAAAAUCAAAAACGUUUAAUUUUCCAAAAUGUAUCCGUUCUCAUAUUCAUAUUCUUAUAAAUUGCGGAGUUUUUAAAAAAUCUAUAAACGUCUAUAAUUCGUUUCCAAUAUCUAAAUAGUUAUGCAAUAAAACACUCAUAUGAGCUUAAAAUAUUAGAUUUAAUUAUUAUCAUAGAUUAUUAUGGGUAAAAUUUGUUUUUGAAUAAAAAUAUCAUUGCAGUUAUUAAAAAAAAUUGGCACAAUUGAAAAAAUAAAUUACUUAAUACUUCCGUUUAGUAUUAAUAUGAAACAGACAUAAGUAGUAAAAUUAAUAUAAAUUAUGCAACCGUAAAUGGAGGCUGAAGCACCAGAUUAUCUAUUUAGUAACCACAACACGUUCCAAUAUUGUAAGAACUAAAAACCUCAGUCUUAAAUAUGAUAAUGGAGUUGCAUGUCUAGUUUCACCUCUGUUGUGGACAACAACAGAUCAACACCUGAUAUUUCCUUAUUGACUGUUGAUGUUAUAUGUGUUAAGGCUUAGAUACCUGCAAGAUGCAUAAUAUUGUCGUUAGUUUUACUCUGGUAAUAAUCUCAAACCAAACAGAAUUUUACAUUAGUUAUCGUUCCUACUUACUAUUUAUUCAUCGCUUGCCUUAUGAACCAAAGUUUUACAGGGCUGUAAAAGAUUUCAUGAAUUUCUGCAAAAAAAAACCGUUAUUUUCUAAAGCUACAUAAAAAUAAUGUAUUUACCUAUUUAUCUUGACGUAAACUUUUCUGCUAAGUCUAUGUGUAAUAAAACUAUUUGUGUAUUAUUCAUGAUAAGGCUGUCAUUCAAAAUGAAAGCGUAAUAUAAUAGUUUCACACAAUUAAGUAUUAGAUUGGACAAAUACGCAUAGAAGUUUCUAUAUAUGUGAUAAAUAUAAAAUUAUCAAUAAACUCACGUAUGUACAAAUUUAUCUAGCACUCAUAGAAUGUACUUGAUGUUAAGGAUAUCCAUCAGCAUUCAGUAUUUUUAUGGAAAUUUCGUAGGAUCUGGCUUCCAGGAAUGUAUAACAUUAUUUUAAUUGCCUAAUAUUUUCAAAGCUCAAUUUUGUAAUUGGACCUAUUAUUUUUUUUGUAAUUGGACCUAUUAUUUGCAAUUGUAGCUGCUAUAAAUUUAAUAUACAGUACCUAUUGUCCCUGCGAAAGAAUGUAUUGUAGGUAGUCUCGGUUUAACUAUAUUAUUUUUCUUAGGAUGGGGGACAAUAUAGGCAACCUGGACAAUUGCUUUGCCCAUUACAGCUUUUGCAAUUAAGGAUUUAACAAUAAUCUUGUUAAACACGGGCAGCAGCUAUUCCGAGUCUGGCGGAAAUAACGAUUUUGGAACGCGUUUUUGGAAUUCUUUGUUUGGCAGAUUUUUUAUGUGAUACAUAGAAAAUCUGCCGAACAAAGAAUUCCAAACAUCAAUUUUUUUCCUUAGAUAAAGACUAGGUCAAACAAGCUUAAUUUAUUAAAUAUGAAUUUGGCGCUCCAUAGUAAUGUCUCGUAGCUAUGCUCUCGUUCGCUUCGCACGAUUCGGGGCUUGGAGCCAAUGCAUAAGAGAAUCGAUUGUCGUCAUAAAAAAUUUUGUUCGCAAAAUUCCUGGAUCCCAGAAAUAGAUUGAGCGCCGACUACAUUAGGACACCAUUAUCGAAAUAGGUACAUUUCAAACAAACAACAUAAAAAAAUAUUGUAAGUGUUGAUGUUGAAAGAGAGCAACUGCUGAAUUUAUUUCUAGCUUGUCGGUAGAGUCUGCUGAACUGGUGGUAGUCACUCCAGAUAUAUAAAGUGGCUUGCUUAUAAUUGGCAGGCUUAUAAAGUGGCCCAGCUUGAAAUAAUGAAUAUUACAAAUGAAUUUAAAAACAUAGUUAAUAUUAUAUUAAAGCAAUAAACAAUGUGAAAUCUAGCUUGAACCAGAUCCUACAAAAUUAUUUUCGUGUACAAAAGCGGCUUAACAAUACAAGUAACCUCUUCCUUGAUGAUAUUUUCAUCAAUGAUACAAUGAUUCCGUCGAUUAUUAAACAAAAAUUUUGAAAAGUAGCUAAAAAAGUAGAUAGUCACGAAAUACGCUAUGCUUUCGCUUUCACUACAUUAAAAGAAACAUCUAAAUUGCGCGCCUCGGAAGUUGAAUUAAAAUGGCGCCGUUUGAGCAAAUUAAAGACGGGUUGUACUAAGUGCUUGCUUGCUCUGUAUUUUUUCGCAUAAGCAUUGCAUCCGCUCCGAAUCAGUUAAAAUACGGAUCGAGAAACGCGACGGUAUGCGUUUCACUUCAGCACGGCUAGCAAGGGUAGAGGACAAUUAUCUCCCCGGGGAAGGAUACAAAUUAAACUUCUCCCACAGCUUUAUCAACUCUCAGAACACUGGCGCAGAAGUGGUAAUAAUAUCCAAAUAAUAUAUGUGUAAAGGAGGCUAAAUUUAUCCUAUUUCAUGUUCCCGUGCUUUAGCAGAUGGACACGUUAAUCGUAUCCCCUAUCAGGGGAUAUAAUCGGGGGAUGUCAUUUUUGUGUCCUGCCUGUUCUAUCCCUGCAGAUCGAAUCUACUGCUCAACAACUGAUAUGAAAUUCUGGUACGGCUUCGGAUCGUAUUUUCUUGGCGUAUCGGACGUAAACCAUUGGAGUAAUAUGGAGGGGACAUGAUGACGUAAAAAAUUGUAGGCGUAGGUUCGACUUUCGUGGCGCGUCACAAAAUAUUUUAAUAGGAUAGUGUUUAAUAGGUGUGUCUGUGUAACUGUCUUAUACAUACAAUUGAAUGGACGUAUAUUUUUCAAAUAGUUAGGCUAAUGAAAUUGUAAAACUCGCACCAAACUUAAUGGCCGCUCAGAACGUCGUUUUUCUACACCAUAAACCGCUUAAUUGUGUCACUGUUAAAGUAUAGGAAAAUUAACCUUGAUUUUAUGCUUUUGAUCGCUUGGUCUAAUGUCUUUGUAGGUACAGUGGCGUGUACAUGGUUUCGACUAGGGUAGCUUUAAAAUUAUAUUCCAUUAUAUUACUUAGCAGUCCCCUGCUGCUCUAAAGACCUCUCCCAACGGGAGGGACCCAUAUUCACCAGGGCAGCCGGGUUUGUAACCGCAAUAGAUGGUGGUACGCCUAUGCCCGGGUCCGCUGUAUUCUCUUAGUGGUCUAGUACUACAACCGUGGAAGGGUUGGUGACAACUAUUGAUCGGUCGUCACCACACGGCACUUUAUACUCCAACAAGAUUUGUUUAGGCUACGUUGAGUUCACACUCUUGCACGCCAUUCGUCGACAUUUAUACAGCAAGAGCGAUGUCAUCGAGCCCUGGGUCGCAUGGCGAGCUUUCGAGCUCGCCCCACUCCCUCGGCGAUCCAUCCGAAAAAGAAAACCAACAACUUUUGGCUGUACUUUUGUAAAAUGAAAAUUAUAGGUCUAUCCUUUUGUUUUCGCUACUCGAAUGUGAGUGCGCCAAUCUUAUAUUUAGGGUGCUUUUCAUACAUAUCAAGAAAAUUGAUAUCAGUAUUUGGAGUUUUGUUUAAGAGUUUAAAUUUGCGCAGACUUCGGGAGGAGUCAAAAACAUUAGGAACUGAAUAUGCACUAACAUUCCUUAUACUAACAAGGGUGAACGAGUUCAUAAAGUGCACUUAAUUUGAAGUUAACAAUCGUCACCGGCCAAAAUCGUCAAUCAGCGUAGCUCUGUAGUUUCAUACGGUCAAAACCUCUGUGUACCUGAUUUGACUACCAUCAAUAGUCUCUCGCAAUCGAUUGCUGUGCUAAAGACCUCUCUCAUCAGGAGGAUUUAACCGACAAAAAUAUGUUAUUUUUAUUUUUAUGACCCAUAAUCACCAUGCUGGACCGGUCGUUUGGUGAUCGCUGUAGAUGGCAGUAGUUAGAAGAACAAAGUAGUAAGUUGCUACCCGAUCUGAUUUGAUAAUUCCAUACGAAUUUGACAAAUUGAAGUAACGCGUUACGUUGUUUUGACAAAGUUGUAUGUCCCAUACAUACAAAUUUAUCUGAAUACAGUAAUCACUCUUACGCCUUAUUCAAGUAAUCAAUCUAAUCCAAAAAUAUCAAUCAGAUGGCAGAUAAAUUAAUUAAAUUAAUUGUGACAGAAAUCAUAGCUUAGUACUAUGUAUGGUUGAAUCACUGGUACCUAAACUGAGUAAAAACUCGUACUAUAGAUAUCAGUGCACUCCCCUAUAUAAUUAUUGAUUAAGUUGAUUAUUAAUCUUGGGCGUUAGUGGCACGGUCUGUUCUAAGAGAUUUUCUCAAGAAACACCGACGUUUGGAUAUAUCUUGCAUUGAAUUCUGACUAGCCAUAAAGUUUGGUGUGACAUACCUAUAGUUUGUAUUCGUUUGGUAAUAAUUGUCACCCGUGUGUGUGUUACGCCUAAAUCAAGCACAAUUUUAUUUAUUAUAGCUAGGUUGAAACUAAAGGUGUGUCGUGUCGCAACGCUCUAAAAAAACAUAUUUAUUUAUCUGCGAGCUAAAUUGAAAUCACACAGAGCUGUUUACUAGAAAAUUAUAAAUAUACUCUUUUCUGGUUACUCUAAAUUUUCUAAAACUAGAUUAAAACUAAACGUCUGGAUUUUGUUUUAUUUAAAUUGUUUGAAAUAUUAAGCUUUGCUUCUGGCACUUUUUUAAGUUGCGUUGUGAUGCGACACGAAUCAAUGUGCGGGAGCCUUAAUGGUUUUGUAUGUGGUGCAUUUAUGUAUUUGUGAGUUACCUACUUUUUAAUUAUAUAAACUGAUUAAGUAGCAUUAUGUAUAGGUACUCGUAUAAACAUUAUUUUUGUAUAACUUUUGAUUUUCACACUUUAACGAGGAUUCAGCCUGAAAAGCCGAACUUCAAACCAUUUUCAACGUUUUCUACUAGAUUAUAGGUAGGUACGUCGACAACACCGGGAUGCUUACCGAGUAUAUUUAAUGUAUCUGAAAAUAGUGAUUGGUAAUUCAAGAAUAAUAAUUUAACGAUUUUUUAUUUACUUACGAGCGUUUUUUUUUACAAAAUAAUUCUUUACCUACUUAAUAAAAAAAAAACUGUCACUAGGGAUAUGGUUACGGUAAAUUAUUAAACUGCACGUAUUUAAGUACUGUGCAACAGUAUAUUGUCCGAUCGCUUUCCCAAACCUUAUCCACAAUCGGUCGAUGUCAUGAUGAUGAUGAUGAUGAUGAUGAAGAUGACUUAUUUGAUUAUAAUUUUCCUCAUUCUCUUAAACUAAAAUAGUGAACCUGACCUCAGUAAACCUUGAUAAAAAAUAAAUUUGGAUAAAGAUUCACAAUAGGUGCACUAAAAGCACUAACCUCUAUUAUACUACAAAGGUCAGGCUAAUAGCAUUAAAAAAAAAUUAGAAUCUAGGUGCGUCGUAGAAAUAUUAAUUUGCUGUAUGUCUAGCCAUCAAACACUUUGGCAGCAUCUACAUUUUGAUACAAGCCAAACGACAUUUUUUUGGCAAUGUAACAAAACUUAAAAAACAAAAGAAAACGUUAAAGAUUAGUAUAACAUUUAGCAUUUGACUCGCAUUUGAGUUUCUGAUCCAUAUAAUUUAAAUUUUGAUACCUGCGAUAGAUUUGGGAUUUAGGCUGAAUCUUCAAAUAGGUACAGGAAUUAGUCGAAAAAUGUAUAAAUUACGAGUGAGACUGUAUUACAGUGAUUGGCUGUUUAUAGUUUGUAUUUUUUGUUGAUUUUUAUUUUUUAUUGGCCACUAAUUUAUUGUACCCUAGUAUUAAGUUUAUAGAUCUGCUUUUUGGAAAAUCACACAAGAAUGCUAAGGCUGGUCCCUUGUAAAGCUUCAGCAGCGUAAACUGUAAACGUGUUUAUUUAUUAAAUACUUGGCAAAAUA
Pararge aegeria (speckled wood butterfly) is the source of this 9093-nucleotide messenger RNA. RefSeq lists its product as uncharacterized. The record is from RefSeq and is a predicted model, not a curated record. Lineage: Eukaryota; Metazoa; Arthropoda; Insecta; Lepidoptera; Nymphalidae. The transcript has 5 exons. Bases 333 to 3101 code for a protein of 922 amino acids.